GGACAGCAAAGUUGUGCCGAGGGGGGUGUGAGGGGCUGUGCCGGACAGUGCCCCCCCAGAGCAGCCCCACAGCCUGACCCCCCGGCACCCCUCAGCCCCGGCGCAGGGACCCCCAAGAGCACCCCGGCCCGGCUCCGGUCACAGCCCUGCAGCCCCACGGCCGGGCAAACCGUCUGGGCAGCACCGGAGCCCCGGGAUAGGUGAUUCCCGGGGGCUGCAGAGCACUGCCAGCUCACGGCACGAGUGGGAGCUACGGGCUGGCACCGUGGCAUCUCCCGUAGGGGGGCCCUUUCCACAGCCACCCCGCCUCCACGAUGGUGUCGCCGGCGAUCGCCCUGGCCUUCCUCCCCUUCCUCGUCACCCUGCUGAUCCGCUACCGGCACUACUUGGUGCUGCUGUACCGGGCGGUGCUGGUGAGCUGGCUGCGGGACCGGCUCACCGGCGUCCCGCGGGAGCAGCGCGCCUUCCAGUACCUGCUGGCGCACGCCAUCCCCGGGGACCCCCGGCACGUGCUGCAGACCUUCGACCAGUGGUGCUACCACUGCGAGCACCUCAGCAGCGUGGGGCCCGUCAAAGGGAGGAUCGUGGAGCGGCUGCUGUACGAGCGGGCGCCGCGGCGAGUGCUGGAGCUGGGCACCUACUGUGGCUACGGCACGGUGCUGCUGGCCCAGGGGCUGCCCCCCGGCGCCCGCCUCUACACUGUGGAGGUGGACCCCCGGCACGCCGCCGUGGCCGAGAAGGUCAUCCGCCUGGCCGGCUUCGACGAGCAGACGGUGGAGCUGAUCGUGGGCCCCUCGGAGGAGGUGAUCCCCCGGCUGAGGGAGAAGCACGGCCUGCUGAAGGCCGACUUCGUCUUCAUGGACCACUGGAAGCGCUGCUACCUGCGGGACCUGCAGCUGCUGGAGACCCACCAGCUGCUGGCCGAGGGGGCCACCGUCCUGGCCGACAACGUCCUCUUCCCCGGGGCGCCCCACUUCCUGCAGUACGCCAAAACCUGCGGCAAAUACCGCUGCAAGGUACACCGCGCCAGCCUGGAGUACUUCCGCGCCAUCCCCGACGGCGUCGCCGAGCUCUGCUACACCGGUAACCGCUGAGGUGGGCGGGAGCUCUCACCCAGUGACCGCGGUCACCACCGUCUCCCCGGCUAACCGCGCUCUGCCAUAAAUACGGGCUCCGGAGGAAAGGCGGUGGCUGCUGUGGUCUGUGGUGGGGUGCGGCGGUGGGAA
Messenger RNA from Aquila chrysaetos chrysaetos, 1226 nucleotides. It is a transcript of the gene TOMT, whose product is annotated as transmembrane O-methyltransferase. Gene Ontology annotation, biological process: developmental process; catecholamine catabolic process; dopamine metabolic process. The coding region runs from base 315 to 1094 and encodes 259 amino acids. The record is from RefSeq and is a predicted model, not a curated record. Lineage: Eukaryota; Metazoa; Chordata; Aves; Accipitriformes; Accipitridae. Gene Ontology annotation, molecular function: catechol O-methyltransferase activity. The transcript is spliced from 3 exons.